AUGCACAAUUCCAGUGAUAAUUACCUGAGCCAGAACUUGCUGAAGCGUAAAAACAGGAGCAUCAUGCGGAGGACACAUGUCAUUGUGAGACACCAUUCCCCACACCCCCACAAUCUAACCACCCCCAUAAUUCAACAUUCCCCACACUCCAUCAUUCCCCACACCAUCCCCACACUCCAACAUUGCCCUCACCAUCCCCACACUCCAACAUUCCCCACACCCCACCAUUUCCCACACCCGAACAUUCCCCACACCAUCCCCACACCCCAAAAUUCCCCACACCCCAACAAACCCCACACCAUCCCCACACCUAAACAUUGCCCACACGCCCUCAAUCUGCACUCUCCCGCACCGCAUCCUACCCACCCGCGUCUUGUUGUUCUUACUCCGGAUAAAAUCUGA
Messenger RNA from Penaeus chinensis, 402 nucleotides. Its product is annotated as protein TRACHEARY ELEMENT DIFFERENTIATION-RELATED 7A-like. The record is from RefSeq and is a predicted model, not a curated record. The transcript has 2 exons. Bases 1 to 402 code for a protein of 133 amino acids. NCBI's taxonomy places the organism in Eukaryota, Metazoa, Arthropoda, Malacostraca, Decapoda, Penaeidae.